CAUACGUAGCACUCUCAGCUUUAUAAUUCUUUCCUAGGCCUUCGUUUUGUCUAACUAAAUCUUAACAUCUAAAUUUUCCGUUUCUUGCUAAGUCGGUAUGCUUCACACGCAAAAGCUGCUGACAAAGAUGUGGCCCCGAACUGUCGGUAAACUUAAAAUGAAAUGCCGCUCCUUUAAUCGGCAAAACUUUAGCCCGAGGAUUGCCGAUGAGCCGGGUAAGCGCCCUACACACUUUCAGUCCAUGCGCGAAUUCUUUAUGCAUCCGCUGACCUGGGAUCGCAACAAUGGCUACUUCAAUGUAGUUCUGGCUUUGUCGAUUUUUGGAUUUUGUUUCUUUAACUCGUGCGCCCCAUGCGAACAGCGGAGAGGUGGCCCUGAAGAGCGUCCAAGCCGACCACAAUGAUUCCGGGAUUAAGGCCACCUAUCAAUCGGUAAUAAGCAGG
Messenger RNA from Drosophila eugracilis, 443 nucleotides. RefSeq lists its product as uncharacterized. NCBI's taxonomy places the organism in Eukaryota, Metazoa, Arthropoda, Insecta, Diptera, Drosophilidae. The transcript is spliced from 2 exons. The record is from RefSeq and is a predicted model, not a curated record. Bases 98 to 403 code for a protein of 101 amino acids.